AUGUUUCGGCGGAAGACGGCUGCCCCGGCGUCUCAUGAGGCGCCUCCAGCACCGCCUGGCCUGGCCGCUCUCCGUUCCGGCACGUUUCUCCGUCGUUUUUUGUUCGUUCUCCUCGAUUUGCAUUGCUGUAAGCUUCACGUUCCUCGAGGUCUCUACUGAAUUAAUCUCAAAAAACAGAUUGAUUGAAUAUUUAUUGAGAGCUACUUUUUCAAUUUUUUUUUCUUCUUUUUUUUUUUACUUUAUUCUUCUCCUCGCUUCCUCAAAGAAACUCUCGGUGAUGUGUAAAUCCUCAGAAAGUAUUUCCGACGGAGUAUUGCCUGUUCAAAAAUGUUUUUCCGAAUUUUUUGAAAUCGAAAUUUGAAAAAGUUCCUAGUGUUCUUAUAGUGAAGACCUUGCAGUACACGCCAAAUUUCUUCUUUUCAAAAUCACGGUAAAGAAUUUCCAUGGCCGAUUCGCUCAAAAACCUUUCAUGUAAACUUUUUGUGCUUUCAUACAUUUGAGCGAACUGUGAAUAAGCUAUCCGUUACUUCUUUUUUUUUCGGUCUCGCCAUUUUUUUCAAUCAAUUUGCUUUUAAAUGAACUUUUUUUUCAGAUCGGGUGACCAAAAGUCUUUUAACCUGCCGGUAGAGUAGAUUUUCGGUUCAUUCUGUGUCUUUCUAACCGGGUGGUCGAACUUCUCCCUUCGCAAUCAUUCCUGUCUGGUUUGUUUUUAAAUUUGUUAUUUCUGGCAGUUGAUAAAAUAUUGAGAAGUGAGAAAAAUUCGCUGUGGCUUUCCACAAACUUUACAUGAGGUUUUUGAGCUAAAAUUAUUUCAGCGUGUUGUUCUUUCUAUUCAGCAGAAUUUUGAACCAACUUCAAAAUUCAUGAGUAUGUCAUCUUACGUAGAUGGCUUUGCACAACAAACACAUUAAUUGACGACUUUUGGUGCCUGAAUUGCCCAAAAAGUUUCGAACCUUCUCCAACUUAAUUUUCUCAAGUGUUAUCUUUAUAAUAACGGGAUAUUUUUCAGGGGCACGUAGCCAUCGGCCAAUACGGACGGCACGAUGCCCUACGCAGCAGCUCCUGGAAUCACGGAGUCUGGUGCGUAUUUUUUCCUUCUUUUUUUUUUGUAAGCGUUGAUUCAAUCGAAAACUGGCGAAACAAGAAAUGAUAGGUUUUUUACUCGAGUAGGAGGUAAGCAUUUUUAUUUUCUCUUGCUUGAGUCUUUUCGGAUUUAAAUUUUGUUGACUAGUUCUGUUUUUUCCGUUAAGAACUAAUAAUUUUGAGCUUUGAUGAGAGCUUACUUUAUUUAAAAUAGCGACGAUUAUUGGGGUUUCGCUUUUAUUUUUUUUUUUCUGUAAAUUUGUAUCCUAUUUCUUGUAUUUGUACUGAAUAUUUUUACUUGGCCUAAGAAGGCUCUUUUUCACCCAAUAGCCUAAUUUUUUUUUACAUAUGUUUCAAGAACUUGUUUGAUCUAUUACAGCAAGAAUAAGGAGUUUCAAAUAAUAUACUAGAAAAAAAUAUAGAAGCUGACUUUCACAAAAUCUUGUCAUUUUUUUGUUCGAAAACGCUUUGGUCAACUAUCCGAGCACUAUAGUCAGUGGUCAGCUGUCGUUUAAACGGCGAAAUGAUCUUUUUUUCCUCAUUUUUUCCCCUCCCAACCGUUCGUUUUUUUCCUCGAAGUUGUUUAGAACAACCACUGAAGCUUUAUUAUUUUUAUUUUUGCAAAUUCCUAAGGGCUAGAAGUUUUUAACAUACAUUUUCCAUUUUUGCGGUUUUUUUUUUUGCAAAACAUUGCGCCCACCUUUGAGUUGCAUCAGCAUUCGAAAAUCACAACGAACAUUUUUUGUAUUUUACGUAACUUGAGGAUUUUUCGCAACUUAAGAAAAAUACAAGACACGUAUUGCUCGAAAAAGUGGUCUCAAAUGAGAUAAAAUAAUGAUGUUUUGAAAAAAAAAAGCGAGACAAAAGCCGUUUGACAGUGUUAACUUAGUUCGAACGAAUUUCAAAAUUGUUUGAAAAGUCUUUUUCAAUACUAUAGCAGCUAGUUAACUGAAAAACUCUGGAAAUUUAUUUUUUGAAACUUUCAUUACUACGGGAGCCCAUUUUUCCUGAAGAAAAAGACGUAAAAAUUGAAAAUGAAGUCUUCUACCCACUUCACAGUUCUGACCUUGUGCUACGUCGUCUCGGAAAUAAAAGACAGAUUGAUUGCUCAGAAGGCUCUUUUCACUUCGUCAGAUCGUUAUCUUCCUUGA
Messenger RNA from Caenorhabditis auriculariae, 2234 nucleotides. The record is from the annotation of a GenBank genome assembly. NCBI's taxonomy places the organism in Eukaryota, Metazoa, Nematoda, Chromadorea, Rhabditida, Rhabditidae.